This is a messenger RNA of Mesorhabditis spiculigera, 882 nucleotides long. The record is from the annotation of a GenBank genome assembly. NCBI's taxonomy places the organism in Eukaryota, Metazoa, Nematoda, Chromadorea, Rhabditida, Rhabditidae.
AUGGUGGAAGUGAACAUUCACGAUAUCUGGCGUGGCAACCUGGACGAGGAGUUUGCAAAGAUCCGGGCCCUUGUGAAGGACUACCCCUACGUGGCGAUGGACACAGAGUUCCCGGGCGUCGUGGCGACACCGAUGGGCCAGUUCCGCUCGAAAGAAGAUUUCAACUACCAGCAGGUCUCGUGCAACGUCAACAUGCUCAAGUUGAUCCAGGUUGGCUUCGCACUCGUCAAUGAUAAAGGAGAGCUCCCGCCCGGCGGAGAUGUGUGGCAGUUCAAUUUUACGUUUAACCUCGACAGCGAUAUGUACAGCGUCGAGAGUGUGGAAAUGCUGCGCGCCGCCGGCAUCGACUUCGCCAAGCUCAAGACCGACGGCAUUGGAAUGGAAGAGUUUGGCGACCUGCUGACCACGUCCGGCCUUAUCACAGACGAGCGAAUCACUUGGAUCACGUUCUCCAGCGGCUACGAUUUUGGAUAUUUGACGCGCGCUAUUCUGAAUGUAGAGCUUCCGAAAGACGAAUCCAGCUUUUUCUCCUUCCAUCGCAUCCUCUUCCCUAAAUGCUUCGAUGUAAAACUAUUGAUCAGACUGCCCAUUUGCCAGAGCGCCAAGCUGAAGGGAGGACUUCAGGAGGUUGCCGAUCAGCUGGACGUGAAGCGCUACGGCGCCCGGCAUCAGGCCGGCUCAGAUGCCCUGCUCACCGCCAAAACUUUCUUCAAGAUCAAGCAGCAAUUCUUCGAUGGAGACUCCUGGAACCACGUCUCGAAGAUUGUCUGCGGCCAUCUGACCGGCCUCGGCGAGUCGCGCACCGUCGGAGGCUUCCCCUCAAGCAGCCAGAACCUCAUGAUACAUCUUCUCGCCGAUCUUCCAACCCCGGAAGCGACCAAA